AUGUUUCGUUUGCUUCUGCUGACAGUUGUGGCUCACUAUUCCUAUGCAAAUUGUGGAAGGCAUAUACCCGGUCAGGUUUACGCCCCAUGUCCACCGGCAGUACAACCUCCUGCGGUCUAUGCUCCCCCACCUCCACCUCCACCACCACCUCCACCACCGGUAAUCCUCAGAUCGGUUCUGCUUCCGGAACUUCCAGCCCCGCACGAAUUUGUGAGCAUUAGUAAAUACAUCAUGCAAUUGUGUACCGUAGAAAAUUGCUUUAGCUACGUCAAAGCCAUCGCCGUCGCCAUCGCCAUCGCUACCGCUCAAGCUCGGAAUCUCCCGAGCACCGUAAUCGCCGUAGAGGACGCAAGAGCUGUGAAAAUCGCUGCCCAAAGCUCAUUAUCACAUGCGCACCAGGCCUGA
Cylicostephanus goldi is the source of this 405-nucleotide messenger RNA. NCBI's taxonomy places the organism in Eukaryota, Metazoa, Nematoda, Chromadorea, Rhabditida, Strongylidae. The record is from the annotation of a GenBank genome assembly.